This is a messenger RNA of Closterium sp. Naga37s-1, 942 nucleotides long. Lineage: Eukaryota; Viridiplantae; Streptophyta; Zygnematophyceae; Desmidiales; Closteriaceae. The record is from the annotation of a GenBank genome assembly.
AUGCGGCAGCUGCAGCAGUGGGAACGAAAGGAGGAGGAGGGGAAGGGAAACACACCACCCAUCACCCCCAGGCACGGGCAGCAACAGGCAGCACAGGCACGGGCAGCAACGGGCGGCAACGGGCAGCACAGGCACGGGCAGCAACGGGCGGCAACGGGCAGCACAGGCACGGGCAGCAACGGGCAGCACAGGCACGGGCAGCAACGGGCGGCAACGGGCAGCACAGGCACGGGCAGCAACGGGCGGCAACGGGCAGCACAGGCACGGGCAGCAACGGGCGGCAACGGGCAGCACAGGCAUGGGCAGCAACAGGCGGCAACAGGCAGCACAGGCACAGGCAGCAACGGGCGGCAACGGGCAGCACAGGCACGGGCAGCAACGGGCGACAACAGGCAGCACAGGCACAGGCAGCAACGGGCGGCAACGGGCAGCACAGGCACGGGCAGCAACGGGCGGCAACGGGCAGCACAGGCACGGGCAGCAACGGGCGGCAACGGGCAGCACAGGCACGGGCAGCAACAGGCGGCAACAGGCAGCAUAGGCACAGGCAGCAACGGGCGGCAACGGGCAGCACAGGCACGGGCAGCAACAGGCGGCAACGGGCAGCACAGGCACAGGCAGCAACGGGCGGCAACGGGCAGCACAGGCACGGGCAGCAACAGGCGGCAACGGGCAGCACAGGCACGGGCAGCAACGGGCGGCAACGGGCAGCACAGGCACGGGCAGCAACGGGCGGCAACAGGCAGCACAGGCACAGGCAGCAACGGGCGGCAACGGGCAGCACAGGCACAGGCAGCAACGGGCGGCAACGGGCAGCACAGGCACGGGCAGCAACGGGCGGCAACGGGCAACACAGGCACGGGCAGCAACGGGCGGCAACGGGCAGCACAGGCACGGGCAGCAACGGGCGGCAACAGGGCAGAGCGCACGAGGGCGCGGUAA